Molecule: messenger RNA, 606 nt
Organism: Knipowitschia caucasica
Lineage: Eukaryota; Metazoa; Chordata; Actinopteri; Gobiiformes; Gobiidae
Source: the annotation of a GenBank genome assembly
AUGGCCGCAGCGGUGCGCGCAGCCAAACAGAGCCUCCGGAGGGAGAUCAAGAAGCGGGUAGCGGCUCUGAGUGAGUCCGAGAAACAGCGACAGUCCCUGGCGGUGUGCCACAAACUGCUGUCUCACCCCCGGUACGUGUCCAGUGAGAGGGUGGCGGUGUUCCUGAGCAUGGCAGACGAGGUUCGCACAGACUCCAUCAUCUCACACAUGUUCUCUGUGGGGAAGACCUGCUUCAUCCCUCGGUACCAACACGGCAGCAGCCACAUGGACAUGCUGAGGCUGGGCUCCCAGGCAGACAUCCAGGACCUGCCCACCACCUCCUGGAACAUACAGCAGCCGGCAGAGGACCUGGCCGGGGAGGAGGCACUGGACACAGGAGGUCUGGACUUGAUCCUGAUGCCCGGUUUGGGAUUCGACCUGUCUGGCCGGCGUCUUGGGCGGGGGAAGGGCUUCUACGACACGUACCUGGAGCGCUGCAUGGCUCAUCCGCGAGGGAAGCCCUACACCAUCGCUCUGGCCUACAGGGAACAGAUGUGCGAGAGCGUGCCGGUGGACCAGAGAGACGUGCUCAUAGACGAAGUCCUGUUCCACGACCAGGACCUCUGA